AUGGAAUUAGCUUUGUCGCAUUCAUGGGUCGAGAUCGAGCAAGCUCUCGGCCAAAGGCCACAAUUUUCGGGUGCACUGGCUAUGAGGGAACAAUACAAAGCUCUCUCAAACCAGAUAAAUGCUUCUCACAAAAGGUCCCUUAAUCUCAAAAUUGAGGAUAUCGCAAUCACGGAAUAUCUUGCAGCUAGGGUUUAUACCCCUCCUACUAGUGAUGAACGCCCAUUGCCUGUUGGUAUUUACUUUCAUGGUGGUGGGUGGUGUUGUGGUGACGUGGAGACCGAAGACGGUAUCUGCCAAUUAUUAUCUGAACAUGUUCCUUGCAUUAUCGUCUCACUAGAAUAUCGACAGGCACCUGAGCAUAAAAGCCCAGUGCAGCUUCAGGAUGUGCUGGAGGGUUGGACCUGGGCAUGGAACAAUGCGUCUAUGUUGAAUGGUGACCAACCUAGAUAUUAUGCGGUUGGACAGAGCGCUGGAGGUCAUCUUGCACUUGCUUUGGCGAAUAAGCUUGUCGCACUGGGUCGAAAGGCUGACAUUCGCGAUGUGGCAGCUCUGGCUCCAAUCACUACUCAUCCUGCCCGGGUCCCUAGCAAAUAUGAGGACAAGUAUCGGUCCUUCACUGAUUGUGCAGACGCUCCGCUUAACACAGCAUUUGCUAUGAAUACAUUCUUCGACGCCGUUGGUGCAAGCCUUCAAGCGCUCUUAAUCGAGCUUCCAAAGGAUGGCGAAUGGAUCUUCAAGUAUGAGGUUGACGAUGAGAAUCAUGUCACAGCCCUCUUUUGUAUUCAUAAAACGAGCAUUGCCUUGCUAAAGACGAAUUCAUGGGUCAUUUCAAUGGACUAUACAUACAAAACUAACCGGUAUGGCCUUCCAAUGCUCGAUAUUGUCGGCUUCACUGCUACGGGCUCAACCUUUUACGUCGGCUUCGCCUUCGUAAGAGACGAGAAGGAUGAUAACUAUGAAGUUAUUUUGAAUUGUCUAGCUAAGGCAUACGAAGCUCUUGGCCUUGAGCCACCCCGGACGAUCCUCACUGACAAAGAGCAAGCGCUAAUGAAUGCUAUUAAGGUGGUCUUUCCUUCUACAAAGCAUAUGAUCUGUCUAUGGCAUAUCAACAUGAAUAUCUUGAAGAAAGCGCGUCCGCUACUCGCUGAGCAGCUCGCAAAAGCUCGGCAAGAGACUGAAGCUUUAGCAAAUGCUUCCUCGGCUUCCUCAGCUUCCUCGCAGCGUCGGACGAAGGCAGAGAGAGACCGAGAGCUUCGAGAAAUAGUCGAUAAAGCGUGGAAGAUGAUGCUAAAGCGCGAAUGGCUAGAUGACUGCCCAGAGUGCUUCCUCCAUGAAUACACCGCCGAAUACCUUCAUCUCAAUGAAAUCUCGACAUCCCGGACCGAGGGAGCUCACUGGCUGCUUAAGCAGGACCUUCAAGUCUCAACCAACGAUCUACUAGUUGUUCUCCGCACCUUUGAGAAUGCCGUGAAGCUUCAAUUCAAUAAGAUCACCGCUAAAAUCGAGAAUGAGAAGGACGUCUACAACCGCUACCUACCAGAAGCAGAGGAUAAGCCGCCGGUCCUUCCAAUUUGCCGCUUGUAUUUGCGCCUCCUAUUAACCCGCUACUCCUACUCCAGGAUCCUCUCCAAGUGCGCCGGCGAGGGCGCCCCCGAGGCGCUAGGAACUUCAUCGGCGGCGGCGAAAGCACCCAAGCAAGCACCCAAGACACCUCCACCCAGCGAGACCCCUCCGGCUUCGAGCUCAUGCUAUCUCAGGAAGGUGGCCGUGGCCGUGGACGUGGCCGAGGAUGUGGCAGAGGACGAAGCUCAUACGGCAUCGCCAGCGAGCAAUCCUGCUUCGCCGAGCAUAGGAAUAGCUUCAUAUACGGCCCAGCGCGAGGAUUCCUGGCCCGACCGCCUCAGGAAGCGUCAGGGAGCUCCAUAA
Penicillium arizonense is the source of this 1926-nucleotide messenger RNA. RefSeq lists its product as uncharacterized. The transcript is spliced from 9 exons. Gene Ontology annotation, molecular function: hydrolase activity. The record is from RefSeq and is a predicted model, not a curated record. NCBI's taxonomy places the organism in Eukaryota, Fungi, Ascomycota, Eurotiomycetes, Eurotiales, Aspergillaceae. Bases 1 to 1926 code for a protein of 641 amino acids.